AUGGCAAUUAAAGUAGGAAUCAAUGGUUUUGGAAGAAUUGGAAGGUUGGUUGCAAGAGUGAUUCUUACCCGCCCCGAGUUCGACUUGGUUGCUUUGAACGACCCAUUCAUGGACCCAAAGUACAUGGAAUACAUGCUCAAGUAUGAUACUGUCCAUGGAAAGUUCCCAGGCACCAUUGCUGUUGAAGGAGGCAACUUAUCCAUUGAUGGGCACAAAAUUAUCGUUGUAGCUGAAAAAGACCCGGCUCAAAUUGGAUGGGGGAAACUCGGUGUAGACUAUGUUGUUGAAUCCACUGGUGUCUUCACCACAAUCCCAAAAUGUGAGGCUCACCUUAAGGGAGGUGCCAAGAAGUUCAUCAUCUCCGCACCAUCUGCUGAUGCCCCAAUGUUUGUUGUUGGUGUCAACACUGAAGCCUACAAACCAGAGAUGAACGUUUUGUCCAAUGCCUCGUGCACUACCAACUGCCUUGCUCCACUUGCCAAGAUCAUCAACAACGAGUUUGGUAUUAUUGAAGCACUGAUGACCACCAUUCACUCCACUACUGCCACUCAAAAGACAGUUGAUGGUCCAUCCGGAAAGGACUGGAGAGCUGGCAGAUGCGCGGCUUGUAACAUCAUUCCAGCUACUACUGGUGCUGCCAAGGCUGUCGGAAAAGUCAUCCCAUCAUUAAACGGAAAGCUCACUGGUAUGUCAUUCAGAGUUACAAUCGAAAAUAUCAACGCUGCUAUCACUAAAUACGCUGAAGGUGAACUUAAGGGAAUUAUGGGAAUUACACAAGACUUGGUCGUCUCAUCAGACAUCAUUCACGACGACAGAAGCUCUGUUUUCGAUGCUGCUGCUACCAUUAUCUUGAACCCACACUUCUGCAAACUCAUUGCAUGGUACGAUAAUGAAUGGGGAUAUUCCACAAGACUCGUUGAUCUCAUCCAGAUCAUCAGCAAAGUUCAUUAA
Entamoeba invadens IP1 is the source of this 951-nucleotide messenger RNA. Its product is annotated as glyceraldehyde-3-phosphate dehydrogenase, putative. The record is from RefSeq and is a predicted model, not a curated record. The coding region runs from base 1 to 951 and encodes 316 amino acids. Lineage: Eukaryota; Evosea; Mastigamoebida; Endamoebidae. The transcript is spliced from 2 exons. Gene Ontology annotation, molecular function: NAD binding; oxidoreductase activity, acting on the aldehyde or oxo group of donors, NAD or NADP as acceptor.